Molecule: messenger RNA, 1986 nt
Organism: Anthonomus grandis grandis
Lineage: Eukaryota; Metazoa; Arthropoda; Insecta; Coleoptera; Curculionidae
Product: phenoloxidase-activating factor 1-like
Exons: 10
Coding region: 208-1911 (567 amino acids)
Biological process (GO): proteolysis
Molecular function (GO): serine-type endopeptidase activity
Source: RefSeq, a predicted model, not a curated record
AUUAAAUAAAUCAUAAAUUUACUUGUUUCGCCAUAAUGUAUUUGAUGGUUCUCGUAAAUUCUUACGGUAUUCCCAGGUAGUUUUUGCGAGAGAAAAAUAAUACAAAAAUUAAAACCAGUAUUCAUUGCCACUUUUCUUGUAUAUAGACAGAAAAUCCUUCAUAAGUGGUAGUACCGAUUUUAAGAGUUGUGAAAUUUGUGCUUUAAAAUGUUUGCUCUGGUUUUGGUGACAUUUUGUUUAAAUAUAGGUUUCUUAAGCGCACACUUUCAAAACUGGCUUUCCGAUGAAGAAAAAACAAAUAAUGUUGAGUUCAGUAAAGAUGCAGGCACAAAAAGGACACAUGAUGGUAUCAGCAAGAUAUAUCUACAAUGUGUUAGAUCUGGAAAAAUUAAAAUGUUAUCAACUCAGGAGAGGAAGAGAGUUCCAAAAAGUCAAGGCAGUAAAAGAACAGAUCGGUAUUGUACUAGCCAAAUAAUUGUAAAAAUCAAUAAGGAUGGUAAAUGUGAAAUAAAAUAUUACAACACCCAUUAUGGCCAUGACAAACAAGUUGAGCAUCUGCAUAUCCCUAAAACAGAAAAGGAUGCAAUUGCUUCAAAAUUAAUGCUAGGUGUUUCAAGUGACAGGAUCUUGGAUCAUUAUCGUGAAAACAUAUCCAGCCAAGAAAUACAGAGGAGUGAUAUUAUUACCAAUAAGGAUAUAAAUAAUGUCAAACAAACUUACAACAUUGACCUCAGAAAUGGUUGUCGGCAUUCAGUAGAUGCAGUUAGCAUAGAUCUUUGGAUAAAGGAACUUGAAACACAAGAAAAUAAUCCUGUAUUAUUCUAUAAAAAACAAGAAAAUAUUGGCGGAUUUUGCAAAACACCCUCCGGAGAAUCAGGAAAGUGCAUUAGUAUUUAUCAGUGUGAUCCCCUAUUGGUUCUCGUAAGAGCUCCGAGUAGGACUCAGGAACAGCUGCAAUUUCUUACGUCAUCUCGUUGCGGAUUUCAAGGUACUACUCCACUGGUAUGUUGUGGAUCAGGUAUUAACAAAAUAUCUACAGGAUCCGGUGAUGUUCCGGAUGAUAUUAACUUUACUCCUAAUUCAUUGAUACCUAACAGACAAAAUUGUGGUAUUCAGUUUACCGACAAAAUUUUCAAUGGAGAAUCAACUCAACUUGAUGAAUUUCCUUGGAUGGGAGUCAUAGAGUAUCAAACAAGAAGUGGAGGGAGAAAAAUUGCUUGCGGAGGAUCUCUAAUUAAUCCAAGAUAUAUUCUUACAGCAGCACAUUGUGUGAUAUUGGAUGUUUUAGUUAAAGUGGGACAGCCAAUUAAUAUCCGACUUGGGGAAUAUGACACAGCAAGCUCUGGAAGAGACUGUGUCGACAAUAAUGGAAUCGAAGUGUGCAAUCAGCCAGAAAUUAAUGUUGGUAUCGAAGAAAUUAUUCCGCAUCCCAGCUAUUCUGGACAAAAUAGUCGUACGCAUGAUAUUGCUUUGGUACGUCUGUCUGAAAAUGUGCAAUAUUCAGCUUAUGUACAACCUAUAUGCUUACCAACUCCCAACGAAUCAUUAAGAGAUGGCGAAAUAACGGUGGUCGCAGGAUGGGGCAAAACCGAAAAGGGGCGAAAUAGCGAAAAGAAACUAAAAUUAAACGUUCCUAUAGUAAAUCUGAACAGUUGUUCUAGGACAUACAGCAGCUACAAUAUUCAAUUAAGAAGUAGCCAGAUUUGUGCUGGUGGUGAAGAUGGAAAAGACUCUUGUACAGGUGAUAGUGGAGGUCCCCUUAUGAGACGAGUCUAUACGCCAGAAAGCAGAUGGGUUAUAGAAGGUGUAGUUUCGUUUGGUUGGAAUUAUUGCGGUACUAGUGGAUUUCCCGGUGUUUACACUAAAGUAUCGACGUACCUUCCUUGGAUACAUAAAAAUAUUAGAGCUUAGUUAAUUCAAUUAUUAUAUAGAACUCGGGCGAUUAUGUAAUAAAUAAAUAAAUUUGAAAAUAAAGAAGAAAACGUG